Molecule: messenger RNA, 14983 nt
Organism: Amblyraja radiata (thorny skate)
Lineage: Eukaryota; Metazoa; Chordata; Chondrichthyes; Rajiformes; Rajidae
Gene: apoltp
Product: apolipoprotein lipid transfer particle homolog
Exons: 77
Coding region: 86-12427 (4113 amino acids)
Biological process (GO): lipid transport
Molecular function (GO): lipid carrier activity
Source: RefSeq, a predicted model, not a curated record
GAGAGUGUGUAUCCAAUACCUCGGGGCGGCCGGCUGUUCUGAAGCCACUGUUCACGGUGCCCGGCUACCGACAGUGCUCCGUUCAAUGCUGGCCGAGGCAACGAUGAAACUGCAGCCGGUUCUGAUUCUCUGUGCGGUUCUCAGCACCAUUGCAAGUAGUGCAGCCAAGCCCGGGCCGAGUAACUGUGUGGCCGCCUGCACCGGUACCAAUUAUCUGAAAUACCAGAAAGGGUUCCGGUAUACCUACGAGUACACGACAGUUGCAAAUACCUUCUUGCAAGGAAAUUCUCAUGAGAGUGGUGGGCUUACGGUUGAAUGUUUGGUGAAUAUCGAUAUUCUUGACAAGUGUCACCUCAUCUUAACGCUCGGGCAAACCAGGCUUAAAGGAUCGAUGUCAAACAAGGAAGAGCUUGUUCCAGGUCACGAGAAACUAAGAUCUGCCCUCGAGAAACAUCCACUUCAUUUUUCUUUUCAAGAUGGGAUCAUUCCUGAGAUCUGUCCUGCAGAAGAUGAGGAGACCUGGUCCCUGAACAUCAAACGAGGAAUCCUCAGUGUUUUCCAAGAUUCGUACACAGUGAACAAAAAGGCAACAGUUGAAGAGAUUGAUGUUUCGGGCAAGUGUCCAUCUACAUAUACGGUGCAAGGUUCUCUCCUUGUGAAGUCUAAAGACCUGAACCGUUGUUCCCUGCGUGCGACGGCCAUCACUUCACUGCAGUCAGUUGUUCUACCAGAUUCCACAUCCCACCAGCAGAUCCUGGAUUCCCAGCUGGAGUGUGUCCAGAGCUACAAAGGUGGAGUGAUUGAUGUAACUACUUGCAGUGAAUCAAACGUCUUUCGACCUUUCUCCAAAGAAGGUAAAGGUGCCAAGACAGAGAUCUUCACCACAAUGAAACUUUUGAAGAAGGAAGCAAUGACAUCCGUGCCCAGAGCAGUGGACCUGAAGCCAUUGCGACACAGUACUUUGCUGUUUGAGAGGGAACGUGAACAAGGGAAGAAAGCACAGUUUGCAAGCACAGAAAGAGGAGCAGAGGCAGUGAGACAACUCUGCUCAGCCAAAGGCAUGACCUUGGAGUCUGCAGAUCUUUUCAUGUCCCUGCUGUUUGAUCUCCGGAGAUUUUCCAUCGGUGAUCUUCGAGACUUGUGGCAGCGAACAUCAUUCAAGUGCCGAGACAAUUGGCAGCCUUUGAUGGACACUUUACCAGCCUGUGGAACCGAAGCGUGCAUCAGUUUCCUGACGGAACUCAUUCUGUCCGAAGAGCUGGAUAAAGAUAGGACGGACACCUUUCUGUGGUCCUUGGCUUUCAUCCCAGAGCCAACAGCGUCGAUGGUCACCACAAUCACUGCUUUGAUGGAAUCACCAGAUGCAAGCAGACAGACGUUUCUCGGAGCUUCUUCACUGCUUCAUAACUUUUGCUCGAAGCACAGAAGAUGCCAAGCAGUAGUCGAGGUGCAGAGGUUCAUGCGGAUUCUGGAAACCCACAUUCAAGGAAACUGUAAAGCUCGGGAACCCGUGAAACGUGAAAAGGUGCUGCUGUCCUUGAAAGCCAUUGGAAAUGCAGGGCUCGCUGCAAGCACGCUGAUCCCGACUCUAAACAAGUGUGUGCAGUCCAACACCAACCUGCUACAAGUGCGACUGGCUGCCGUUUAUGCUUUCCGACGAAUUCCCUGCGAAUUUGAUCGCACUGCGUUAGUUCAACUGUACCAGACGAUGGGCGAAGAUGCAGAGCUCCGAAUCGCGGCAUACUCCAUAUUAAUGAAAUGCCCCAGCGAACAACUAUUCGAAAUAGUUGGCCUGACUCUACGGAAAGAAAGAUCCAGUCAAGUGGGCUCGUUUGUGUGGACCCAUUUAUCGCAACUAAUGGAAACCAGCGACCCUCUCAAACAGCAGCUGAGGGACUCUCUUCCAAGUUAUAUCAUCAGCCAAGACUUUGACCUGGAACACUGGAAAUAUUCAUCGUACAUGGAUGCCACUUUCCUGUCAGAGCCAGUCUUUGUCGGGGCAAACAUGGAAGCUGCCCUUGUUUUCUCUCCAAGUUCCUUCUUGCCUCGGUCAGCAAUGGUAAACCUCACCGUGUUUGCGAUGGGCCGUGCAGUCAACCUCAUGGAGGUUGGCGUUCGGGUGGAAAAUGCGGAACAUCUCGUACAGAAGAUAUUUGGUCACAAGCAACCCCCGUUUAAGGACAGUCCCAAGCAAGCGAGGACUCCGGGGAAAAAGUGGAGAUUGAGAAACCCGGCAAAAUUUUCCGUCCGCCCUUUGAAUAAGAAGGGAGUUGUGCCAAGACACGCCACGGGCAGAUCGGCGGCGGCAAGGUACCAGGUGGAGAAACGCAAGCCUCAACGAGCAAACAAAAGCUGUCAGAAUGGGGAUUAUACCAGAAUCAAUGAAAUAGAGGCCAAGUUUACCAAGAGAAUGGAGAAAAGGAAUAAGAAGCUGAGUUGUGGCCUGAGCAUGAAGAUAUUUGGAAAUGAACUGACAUUCUUGGACUGCAAUGAUUUGAGGAUGCAAGUGAAGCAAUACUCUUUAGAUGUGGCUGAAAUCGCAAUAAAACUCUUAAAGGGCCAAGAAGUUCAGUACAACAGAAGGACAAGUCUAGCAACCGAGAAGUUGACAUUUUCAUCCAUUUCGGGGCUCCCGAUUAAACUCGCUGUGAAUGCAUCUGUUGCCGUCAACAUCAGAGUUAAAGGGAACGUGGAUCUUAAACAGUGGACAGACUUUGUCAUCACUGGUUUCAUCAAGCCUAGUGCUCAUGUUCAUGUGUCUGCCCACAUGGGACUUGAUGGGACCGUCGGUAAGGCUGGUUUGGAGUGGGUGGCUGGAAUGAGGACACUGACGAGCCUGGACGGUGGGAUCCAGCUGAAGAGAGGACAAGACCUGAAAAUCUUCCUCAACACACCGCAGGAAACGAUGGAGAUCGUCGACAUCAGUUCGAGACUUUACACUGCAAAUCCAGGUGGGAAAGAGGAGAUUAUUGGGUCUCUUGAUCGGACAGAAGCGAGGACAUGCAGUGAAGAAGAAUUUUCCAGACAAAUUGGGUGGCAGAUUUGUUCUGAGAUGUCAUACCCUUCCGGAAGUUCUGGCCUUGCGUUCCCACUGUCUGGCCCUGCUGAAGCAUCAGUUAUGCUCAUCAAACGAGACAAAGGACUACACCAAUAUCUGCUGGAGGCAGCUUACUCCUACGCCACGCAGAAGAACACCUGGUUUCCCGCGGAGGUGGUGGUGCACUUUUUCAUGGGAACCCCACAGUCAGACGUCAAGAGGGACAUAGCUGUUGAUUUUCAUCUGAACUACUCCAAACGGAAGCUUUCAGCCAAAAUUGUUCAUCCAAAGAAGACAAUAAAAAUACUUGGAGAAAUGUCAAAAAUAAAGCAUACUCGCAAAGGAAAGUUUGAGGUUCUCAUUGACGAUCGAGACUUGUAUUAUAUUAAGGGAUGGACCAACUUGCAAAGUCUUGAUGGAGAGCAGAUGGUUUUCUCCCAACUGGAAGCCAAGUUUACGAAGCAUGGGAGUCCUAUAACACUGUCUGCCAACGUAACCCGAGUCCCCGGACAGAAAAUAGCGUUUCUUGUAUCACUUAACAAUGUAAUGAAAGAGACAGCUACUGUAUCAGUUCGUUUGGAGCAAAAGCUUGAUGAGAAGCAAAGGCUGUACACGGUUGAGGCAGACACCUACCUUCCACGCAUUGUAGGCUGCCAAGUCAUUGGAUUCUUGCAACAAAGAGGAACCACUUGGUCUUCAACGCUGCGAGCAAGAUACGGGCUCUUCGGUGACGCCCUGAAUCUUCAACAUGAAUGUAACAUGGCUGAGAAAAUAAAGAGGGAGGCUAGCCCGAUGGAAACGUAUAAACUCCAAGUGCAACAUGAGUUUCACUGCACUCAGAUCACAUCCUAUAAUCACAAGCUUCAUCUCCAACACGAGGAAAAUGAAUCUCGGACUCACACCCAGCUGGAGAUCAACUACGGGAAGCACUGGGACGAGAUCAAUAACAGGAAAAAGAUAUUCAUCACUCAGUUGUUCAAAAAUGACUCCAGCCUCAGCCUAACCAAUUACUUCAUGGAGUUCACAUUGCAAAUUCCAGAGAAGCAGAUUAACUACAAGACUCAGCUGCAGCAUUCCCACUUGCUGCAGGAUUAUUCGGAGAGCAACACCCAUGCCAAAGUACUCUACAAUGACAAGAUCCCGUUCCAGGCAGGCCUUCAAUGGAAAGAUACCUCUAAACCUAAUCUAAAGAAAUGGGAAGGUUCACUGAAGGUGGACACUCCGUGGCUUUAUCUCCAGACUUCACACAAGCUGAGCCAGCCUCACGUUCGUGCUUACCAGUCGAGUGUCGAGAUUACAGCAGCCAAGGCCAUAUCGGUGAAGAACCUGGUCAUCUACACCUACUACAAGAACAAAGGCAACAAAAGGGACGGGAGAAUCCACAUUCAUACACCCACCACCACUUACUUAAAGGCAUCUACUGUGGCCUACAUCACUGAGACCUUGUUCAGGAGCCACAGUGAGAUGGUCACGCUUUGGAACCUCCCAGUUAAGAACAAAAUCCUCCUGGAAAAUAAAGAAAAACUGAAGACCUUGUGGUUUUGGAUAAAGCACCAGAAAAAGAUGCUUAAUGUCACCGCUAACUAUGUGAGCAGAGAGGAGCCAAAGAAGAGUAAGAGUCUAUCGGUGGUGGCCCUGUGGACCAUCAGUAAGGGCCCACCUUUGGUGAUGCAGUUGAAUGGACAGAUCGAGGAGCUGAAGAGGGAGAAGAUGAUAUUCCAGAACCAUGCGUCCAUCCAAUUUAGACACCCUUUUAAGCUGCCAAUUCCACAGAACACCCUUCUGCACGAGACCUUUACGGUGGAUAAGAGGAAGAUGCAUUAUGUGUUGGAAGUAAAAGCCUUGGUGAAUGAGAAGGAGGAAACUGUUCACAGGCUCACCCUUGGAUACCAGCCUGAUAAACCAUUUGUUUGUGUUAGCCUGACGCACCCUUAUAAAGGUGAAGUAAUUCCAAAGAGCGUGGAGGUUUGCGUCAAAACAAAGAGUGACCAUGCUGCAACGUUUGAAGCAGAAGCAACAAUGAAAAUCAACAAGAAAGAUGCUCUGACACUUCAUGGCCAAUAUCAGAAUAAAUCUACUGACACGGAUUUGUGGUAUCUUGUACACUUUGACACAGAGCACAGUCUACAGUUAAGAGUUCCACAUGCUUUAAUGCUGGAUGGGGAAUUGUUCAUGAUGCAAAACAAGAAUGACAGUUUUAAUUAUGGAGCUAAUUGCAAAUUUGCCUUCAAUAAGGAUAAUUCACAGUUCUCUAUUCAGAUGAAUGGAUCCUCCAAAGAGAUACAAGUUUUCUCGGAGUUAACUCAUCCCUACCAAUCAGCAAAGCCGUAUACUUUCCAGGUCCGUGCCACAGCGAAGAAUUACCGUGAGACUAAUUACAAUGGCACAUUCUACCUGCACUCUAAUGGUGAAGACCUGAUGGUAACAGAGUUUGACGUGGUGAAUGAGAAUACGAGGAAUGUCAGGAUUCUGGGCAUUAAAGCUGCUCUUCGCCAGCACUUGCUUGCUGCUCCUGUGAACAGCCGAUUUCAAAUAACAGGGAAGGCGCACAAUUUGAGAUUCUUACUGGUUUCCAGUCUACAGUUGGAUGAGCAAACGAUUGUGGUAGAUCUAAUGGGUUUGAAGGAGUACCAGGAAGGUUUGCACAUGACAUUGUCGGGAACUGUCCAGCACAAUAUAACUAAUGGGCUGAAAUUCCCACAACUUCUGCAUGUGGCCGCAACACUAAAUCAACAGAACAAUAGCAAUGAAGGCGACCUUAAAAUUGAAAUUGGAGACAUCCUUUACAGGGUUCAUCUUCAAAAUGGCAAUACUUUCAGCAGCACCAGCGCCCAUGAGUUGAUUCUCACGUUGACCCAAAAUGGUAGUAUGACCAUCCCAGCGACAUCAGAGUUUAAAGGACACCUGGAGCUUGGACAAGAAUCAAGGCUGGGCCAGGCCUGUUGGAAGGCGGAUGAUAGGACGAUGUGCGUCCAGCUUUUACAGGUGACCAAAACCAACCAAACCAAGGUCACUGGUAAAGUGACUCACAACCUGGAAGAACUGAUAGCAACAGGUUUACCUGCGGAUGGGGAGCUCUCUCUCAGUUACGACCGUGUGAACAACCGCCGUGCUGUUAAAAUUGAAGCGCAGAGCGGCAGUAAACACGCCCAAGCUUCUGUGGAGAUGGAGAGAACCUUUACAGGGACACCCAUUUACCAGGUUACUGCUGCUUUCCUGCACAGUGUGGGGGAGCUGGAAAAACUUGGCCUCCCAUUCACAUCCACUGGAACCUAUUACUAUCAGAAUCUGAGGAAUGGAUACAUUGCCAAUGUGAAAGUGAGACUGGAGAAGCAACACCUCAGAGCAGCAAUAGAGCAGAGGAGUACCGUGAGAACGAGAGAGGUCUUCUUAUCAUUUGACCAUGAUAUAACAGUGUUGGCCGAUCAAAUACCAGCUACAAUACAGGUAAACUGCAGCGGUGAAGUUUCCCUUAAACUCCUUUUGGGACACUGUUCUGGAACUGUUGGCAUGAAGCCUUUUGAGGAGGCAAUGCCGGCAAGAUUCGCACUGAACGGAACGAUGAGAACGGACCAUUUUGAAGCAGAUUUCAUCGGCCACCUCCGAAUGGACGACAAAUUUGCCAUCAUCGAAAUGCAGACCAUAUGGGCUUUGAACCCCAGCAUUGACAUUGGCUUCAGGCACUCUCUCCCUUCAAUCGCCACCAUGGGCAUGCCAACAGAGAGCAGGCUUCUGAUCCGAGCAAGCAGGGCGAACCAGCCCGGGGCGUCUCUCGAGUUUUCCUUUGGGGAAUGCAGCUUGAGAGCUCUUGGUGACUUCAAUGGUCCCGGCAAUAGGAAGGAGGGAAUAAAAUCCAGCUGGUCGGCUUCUCUUAUGAACAGAUGCCCCACCCUUGAGAGAGUGGGUGUUCCGCUGAAUCUGGAGACCAAUGGCUCCUUGGAUCUCAAGAGCUGCAACAUGGCAGUGAAAGCAAACGCGCUCAGUGAUGACAUAACAGCCGAGCUUCACGUGGAAGCAUCGUGUGAUCCCAAGUAUACGGUGCUGGGGCAUCUGAAGCACUCCGUCCCCCAGCUGAGACGUCGAGGCCUUCCCAGCGAGAGUCACAUCCUCCUGUCUGCUGCAAACGGAGAGAAAAUGGACGGUUCUUUCCUGCUGCAGUCCGGCAAUUGUAAACUCCGUGCCAGUGGCAACGUGAGUCCUGGCACAAAAGCAGAAUGGAUGUGGGUCACGGAAUCGGACUGCCAAGUUCUACAGAACUUCAUGAUACCGGCCCAUUCACAAUGUAACGGGUCCAUUCAAAUCGACGGCUGCAAAGGGGAACUUCGAACCCACAUCCAGUUCGACGGUAAAGGUGCUUCCUUGGAGCUGAGGUCGGAGUGCGACCCAAAGGUCAACGUCGAGGCCAUCUUUGAGCACACGUUGCCGCUGUUGAAAGGAAUUCCAGCCCACAACAAGCUCUUGUUCGCAGCAGAAAAUCGGCACAAAUCAGAGUUUGAGUUGGACUUGAUGUUGGGCACGUGUAAUCUUCUAGCGAGUGGAGGUCUCCAAGUGAAAAAUAAAACGGAAAUCAACUUUUUGGUAGAUAAUAAAUGCAAAAAGCUCCAGGAACUGGGAGCGCCACUGAAGAUCGAUGGAUCCGUGUAUAUUGUUGUAAAUGGAGUCAGCUUUGAGUCCCAGAUGCAGAUAAAUGUUGAUCAAACCAAGCUAGAAGGUCAACUGACUCUAAAGGCUGGUGCUAAUAAGCAUGAGGUCGAUGCUUCGUUGUUGCACAAUAUUGAAGGUGCCAGGCGGCUUGGCAUUCCAGGAAAUACAGUUGUCGUAUUAACAGCUGAGAAACAGUAUAACACCUACAAACAGUCUGUCCGAUUUAUUAUCGAUACCAAGCAGAUAAUGGAAGAUUUGAUUUUUGUUCACAAAGCACAUCAUAUUUCAUUGAGCUAUAAGCUUACUCAUAAUAUUGAGUUACUGAAGACACUCUUAAUAGAUGACCACAUUGAUGUACUGGUCAGUGCUAACCUUCAAGGGGUUGCCCCGAAUCUGGAGGGAUCUGUUCAAAUCAUUGUGGAUGGCUUGAAGUCCAUUUCAUACGCAUUCAAUACUUACGCAUACGAUGAACAGUUUAAGUUAAUUAUUAGAAAUAAUCACAACAGUAAAAGCCUAGCGAAUGCUGGUUAUCCCAAGGAGAUCGUGCUUGUGCUAAAUGCUCAAAGAAAUGAUACCAAAGUGAAUUCAGUGUUUGACAUUCAGUUUGAUGCCAAGAGUAUGAAGAUAACUUUGAGUGCCUCCAGACAGUUUGUGUUGGGCACUCCCAUUGAAUUGAAUGCUGGAGUUCAGCAUACAAUCCCAUUCAUCAAGAAGCUUGGGCUCCCCUUCACUGUCAAGGCGGAAUGCAGUGCGAUGCUGAAGGACUCUGACUUGGGUGCAUCUUUGAAUCUAAACUAUGAGCCAGCAGGCAACCUGAUUGUACACGUGGAGGGGAAGAAUCAACAAAGCAAUAAAGAGCUGCUGCUGAUCGUGUUGCAAAAUCUUCCAAUCCUUAGUUAUCUUCCCGAAGCGCUAGAAAUAGAACCGAAGGUCAAUUAUUCUUCAAACAUGAUAACAGGAUCUCUGAAUAUGAUCUUGGAUAAGAGCAAAUUGAAUGCUGUCACUGUUUUCACCAUUGGAGAUUCUGGGUAUGGUGAGAUUUUGGAGAUGGCUCACACAAUUCCCCAGUUGAAAGCAAUUCCUCGGAAGCUAGUCUGUAACACAGAUUACCAUAAGAAUGGACGCACCUACAGACUCAGUCACAACUCUAUUUGUGGGGACCAGGAGCUGAGGUUUUUAGCAAACUACGGUGGACCUUUCCCCAAGAUCUUUGGACGGCAUGAAAUUCAUGUGGAUUUGGCUCAUCCAUUUACCGUUCCAUUACCUCGGCAGUUCCAGGUCCACAUGAACCUUUCUCAUUCGCUCCUCAGUCACCAGGAUGACAUUGUAAUCAACUGGGACAAGAAGGAUCAGGUGGUCCUUCAAGCUUCUCUCGUGUUGGACGAUGAUCGUCUGGAAAGUGAAGCCAAACUUCAACACCCCUUCAAGUUCCCCUUGGAAAAGUUUCAUCUCAAGUGUCUUUCUGAAAGGAGGGGACAGAAAUACAACCAGAAGGCUCGGGUUGCUUGGAAUGGCGGCCGUCCGACCGAUCUGAAAUUUACACUGGAAUACAAAAUGGAAAGCAAUUUGACGGUGUGGGACACUUGUCUCGACUUUUCUUCAGGCCAGCUGCAGCCCUUCCUCAACAUACAAUCUUUGCACAGUUGUGGAUUUGCCAAACAGACUCGGAAUCUUUUGAUAGAAAGUUUGGAGCUAUACUGGGAUGACAAAAAGAUCAACCAAAGCUUUGAGUAUCAGAAUCACAGACCAAUGAGAUUGGACAACAUCUGGAUUGCUGCCACCUUCUCAAAUAUUUUCCAGCCAUCUUGUGGCAGGCAGGACAUACUUGGUAGGAUCCAAACCGAUUACCGCAGUCAGCUGAACCAUUACCUGAAAGUGGCCUUCUGUAACAUGUCAAAUUCCGUCAAGUUAUCAGGAAGGCACCUGCGAAAUCGAGGAGACGUUGUUUUGUCAUCCCAAACCCGAGCCAGUCUCUCCAGUGAUGAGAAACAUGAUGCCGUGCUGGGACUGUCACUGAGGAAUGGGGGACAGUCUGACUCGAAGAACUACUCUCUUGAAAUGGAGUGGAAGACUUCUGAAUCCAGUCAUCUCGCCCUGUUGGGCACUUACACUGCCUCCCUCCUCAACAGCAGAGCAGCACUGGAAGGAGUAGUCGAUCAGAGUGACAAAAUUAAACUAGUUGCCGUGCACAAGAUGGGUUGUCAGCAGUACUACACUGGAUACACUCGGGGUACGUCGGAUGAAGAGGGAGCAGAAUUGUCGUUUUGCUCCAAAGAAGAUGGAAUCGCCAACGUGGAAUUGUACCGCACUCUGAACCAGACGAGGAAAGGAAAACUGGGCCACCUCUCGUUCGCGGUGGUCAACAAAAGCAUGCAGAGUGUCCUCAGAGUAACAGCCCAGGGCUGCCCACACCUCAUUACCAGGACAGAGACCAAACUUUCUGAAAUUGUUUUCCAAUUUAAGAACCAUUUGCUGAAAAAGCUCAAAGAAUUUGACCUAUUCGUUUGGAAGUUCAGGAAAAACUUUCAGGAUGCUGACCUCCUGUACGAAACGUGUGGUUGGAUGCUGAGACUCUCUCAGAAAACAGCAGACCUUGUCAAGAAUGGUGGAAGAUCAUUUCGCCAGAUGUGGAAGCUGAGCAGAUUGAGGCAACUGCUGCUGCAUGUCGUUCCAUUGUACCUUGCAAAGAUUCAGGAAACAAUACAACAGGUACAAGGAGAACUCAAAAAGCCCAUAGCUACACUAAAGGAGGCUUAUCACGAAGUGACUCUGAAGGAACUAGACCAACAAUGGAAGCAGAAAACGGAGGAAUAUCUGGAGAAAAUUCAGUCUUUUGUCCCCACGGUGGUUCAGGAUGCUUGGCUGCUGGAUAAACUCCAAGGAGCACUUCAUAUUUCCAAGAAAGCAUUUGAUUUGGCCACAAACCAAACGGUGAAGUGGGCAGAGGCAAAAAUCACCAAAGCUACAAGCAGGAUCCAAAAACCACUUGCAAAUCUCUACAAACACUCGUCAGAACAUUGCUCUGUCACAGUGAAUGUGCCUUUGUGGCCAUUGGGAAAACAAUUGCUUGAUGUGGCUAAUAUUACCAACUACCUUGUGGAAACCAAGCUGAUCAAGGGACUCAGGAGCCUGUACAACAUAAACCUGGUAGCAGAAUAUUACAGACUUAAACGCAGGGUCAUGGACACCCCAUUCGAACAUCAAGCUCUCCUCGUUGGAAGCAAACAUUACGUGACCUUCGACGGGAAGAUGUACGAUUUCGCCAGCAAGUGCGGUUUCCUUUUAGCGAAGGACUUCCAGGGGUACUCGUUCACCGUGUUGCUGAACCACGAGAAGGACGGCAGAAACUCGCUUCGCGUCGAAAUGAAUCAGACCGCCGUUGAUAUUUACCCGGGGCUCAAGGUUGAAGAGAAUUGCAAAGCCAGUGAUCUGCCUCUGCUGAAGAAUGGAGUGACAGUCAAAAGGGACCUUAAUGAAGUCACGGUUUCAGAUCAGAAUGGAGUUACAGUAUCGUGUGACAUGCAGCAUGACUUCUGCAGCCUCACUCUUCCCGGAUGGUACCACGGUAGAUCAGCCGGUCUGUUUGGAACAAAUGAUAAUGAAGCUGGAAAUGAGUUCACUCUACCCAACCACUCACAGGCAGAGAAUGUGCAGGAGUUUGCGGAGGAAUGGCAGAUUGAUGCUGGCUGUCACUCGACAGACAAGAAGAUUAAGCAGUGCUUUGGCAGUGCCUUUCAAUACUUCUGCAAGACGUUAUUCAGGAGCACCUAUUCACCGCUCAGAAACUGUUUCAAAGUGGUGGAUCCAGCUCCGUUCUACGACAUGUGCCUGAACGACGUGUGUGAAUCGUCCGACCUUCAGCCGGCCUGCAGCCUGGCCGCUGCCUUUGUCCACCUGUGCCACAGGAACUUUGUUCCCCUGCAAAUUCCCUCACAGUGCGCGAGUGGCAAAGGUGGCGACAGCGUGCUGAACGACGAUGUGGUCGACAGUGGACGAUGGCUAGCGAGGAAGCUGGCUGAUGUACUCUUCAUCAUUGAAGAACGCGAUUGCAAUAAGCCCAUCAUUGCAAAACUUCCUUCACUCAUUAAUUCGCUGGUUGAAACCUUCAGGAAACAAGGUGUAUUAGAUGUCAAAAUUGGUUUCAUUGGCUUUGGUGAUGAUGGAAUCCAUGAGCAGCACAUCCUAACUGUGAAGAGUGAUAACACAACCUCUCCUCCAUGGUACUUGGAGAAGGAGCUGAGUAAUCUGAUGUUCACCCGCAAUGUAACCCUCAAUGUGCCAGCAGCUGUGAAACUGGUAACUCAGUGGCCUUUUCGCAGUGAAGCAAGCAAGAGCGCCAUUCUGCUGACUUGCUCACGAUGUCUUCACACCUACAAGGCGUCUGAAGAUACUCUGCAGUACCUGCUCGAAUCUUCUGGCAUUGUGCUGCACGUGCUGAAGGGCAUGAGGUUCCAGAUGAAGAACGGGGAGAGAGAUGCCAGCAUUGUAAGCAUAGACGCCACCCACCUCUUUCGAGUCGGCAGCGCUGGCCACAGUAAGGAGCGGCCCUCUAAAGCAUUACGCCAUCACAUUGUGUUGCCUUCAGACGAUGUGUGCCUGACGGCAGCGAUGGAAUCCGGAGGAGCUAUAUUCGACUCUUCGCAGUUGCUCAGGCAUAGCAAACACUUUCUGCAUUUAUUUAGCUGCCAGGUCACUAGGAUGGAUACAGCCGGCAUAUGCGGGAGCCACCGUUCCAUUGCAGAUUGAACUGGUUUUGUUUGAUGCAUGUUAAGGCUGUUCGGGUAAUGGAAACUCACCCUUGGAGAAUUUCACAAAUCACUCCCUGAAAAUUUGAGACACAGAAUAAGAAUCGUUCCUGCUGAAUUUAUGUGGGAAAAAAUAAACACUUUUUUUUCGACACACAUUUUUUGAUGCAUGCACAGGUUAGUGUUCCACAAUCGCAGAAUUGUGUUACGCUGAAAAUCAUUAUAUGGCUGCAGCCCUUCCCAGUAACACAAGGCUCAUCUGCAUUUAAGUUGAUUACUUCAUAGCAAAGAGAAUCUCAGACAAUAUAUGACAAUAUCAGACAACUUGUACUAGCAGGAACACAAUGUCAAGAAACCUCUCUAUGUGACUAGAAGUUCUAUUUACAGAUUGCAGAUCAUACUGUGAUACCAUUAUAUAUGUUGCUUUGAAUCACAAAUGAUUUCCAAUUAAUCUUCAAACAAUAAAUAACUCUUUAUUUUUUUUACCCUGUUGUUUCACUUGUACAGUCACUCCAGGAUUAGGUUUAUGUUGUCAAUGUCUUAAGGGACAGAAUAAUCUCAAAGCUCCCUAAUCGUUGUUUUUCUCUUCUCAAAUGUGUUCUUUAAUUAUUUUUUUUUGCCGUGAAGAAUUACUGCUGAUGACGAGAGGGAGUUAGACGUAGCAGCUGAAAUAAACUGCAAACGCCCAGUCCUUCAAGCUGUUUCCGUGACAUUUCGCUUGCAAUAAAACUGAAAGGUGACUCAUACCAGUAAUCACCCACAGUUUUGCCUUGUGGGGGGUUAUAAAACAACAGCCUGCUCUUCAAUCCACUUUAUAUGCUGUGCGGAAAACAGUCUGGAUAUUUGAUACCAGUGCAGUUUAAUUUAGGGGAAAAGUAAAUUGUUUCAUUUGGUCAUUUUCAAAGGGAAACCAAUACGAUCAUUCUUACCGCAUCGCACUCGUGCAAAUGCAAGAGCUUAUUUUGCAUUGUAGUCUACUAAAUAAAACAUAGAACAAUGCUUCUGAAGAAGGGUCUCGACCCGAAACAUCACCCAUUCUUUCCCUCCACUGAUGCUGCCUGUCCCGCUGAGUUACUCCAGCAUUUUGUGUCUACCUUCGAUUUAAACCAGUAUCUGCAGUUUUUUCCUACCCAUAGAACAAUGCUUGUUCUGUAAUGGGUCACAAGGCGCAUUUGAUGAGUGCAAACCAUGCAGUAAAUGAGACGCAGCUCACUUGGCAGCGUUGUACAAAUUCUGAGAUGUUGCGGGGUGAGAUUUUCCCGAACAUGCCUGCAAUGUUGCAGGAAGCAACCCAAGUGUUGCUAUUGACCCUCUCCAGAGGUCACAGUGGUGUGAUAGUUAGUCGGCGCAGUAUAGUUUGAUAUUACUCCCAGUGCAAGUCAGAAGAUAGUUAGGUUACUUGACAAGCUGAGGAUGUUGUAUAACAAUUAUCAUCUGGCACAUCUCGAGGCAUGGGGAAAAUGUGGGGCAAGAGUCCAGAGUGAUUUAUUGUCAUGUGUCCCAGGUAGAACAAUGAAAUUCUUACUUGCAGCAGCACGACAGAAUAUGUAAACAUAGUACACUGUAAACAAUAUAAUAAGCGAGAGGAAAAAAAAGUUCAAUGUGUGUGUGUGUGUGUGUAUACACACACACACUCACAAAUACUCACACACAUGUACAUAUACACACACGUACACACACAAAACAAACAAACAAUAAAUGGUUAUAACGGUGAUGGGAAAAGAAGCCACAACUUUUCCUAUCCAAAGCAAAUACGUGUUAGCAAAACUAAAUGGAAUCGACAUUCCUGGCAAGAGAUGAAACAAUUAUCGAAUAUGAGAGUAAUGAGCAGGACAGUAAAAAUGCAUCUGGUUAUAGAGUUGCAGUAAUAAUUUAGAGAAUUGUAAAUAUCUUAAUAUUGGACAUAUUUCUGUCUCUUCAUUUUGUGUGUUAAAAAAAUGUACUGAAUACUGUUUCUCUCAAAUCAUUUUCUUGCUAAUAAAAAGAAAUGUCAUCUCUUUAUUUAUGUGAGCUGAACUAUUUCUUUUAGCUGCUUGGUUCAAAAGCUCAAUCAAUUUGCUUGAGCGCAGUAUAAAUAAUAUUAUCUGCAGGCUUCCUGAACCGGAUUUCAAUUGAAAUGCACAUAUUUAGAGUCCAGUGAAUGCAAGAUUUCCUUCUGUGCUUUUGAGGCCCAGUUUCUCAGUGUCUCUGUGUUGUUUCUCGCUAUCAAUGUACAUGUUGUUAAAUACUUGGUAGUGGGUUACAGUCAUUAUAAAUCUGUGAUUGAAGGGAACUGAGUCUUGCAAGUAUCUUCAGUGCCCUAGUCGUCCUUUACCUCAUUAAUGCAAUGCACUUUUAUAUUUGGUUGUGUUUAUCAAUUGAUUUUUGACCGGUCAGAAAUGCCUGUGUGCGUCGAGUCUUAAUUUGAUUUGUCGUUGAUGCCAGAACUGUAAGCCAAUUACAUGAACGUGAUGUGUAAAUUUUCAGGCUCAAUUGAGUUUGUGUAACUGAUACCAUCAGUGUUUUUUUGAUAUGUUUAACUUUGUGUUGACAAAUAAACUAAAAAAUAAAUUAAAAA